GCUGCCUUUCAGCUUUAAACCUCGGUGGUUCAGGGGGAAAUAAUGAUUCCACAAUCCACUAUUAAUCCGAUCCUUUAGGAAGGAAAUCACGUGCGGCUUAAUAUGGCCAUAUUCCUGCCUAAAUAACAUUAUGCUUUUGGUUUCAAGGAUGGAAAAUAUAUCUGUUUCAUAUUUAACCCUUUGUAUUCCGUGAUCCGCGUUCCAGAUGAGGACAACGAUGGGUUGGCAUAAGCGAUGUUCCCCAUUUCGUGAAGAGACCUUGCAUCUAUGUAUCUAGCAGUAAAGUAAAAUGAUGCACCAAGUAGCCAGCAACAGCAAUGACUAUGGUCUGGGUAGCAUUGGGGAUGAUGGGCAACACCCGGCCAGUCACUUUGAGUUGUGCAGCUCACAAUCCAACAAAUUUUACCCCUCUGCCCCACCUCCCUCACUUCAACUGCCACUCCCAAACUUGCCCCCCUUGCCACAGGGCCUGAUUAAGCCCAUGUCUUGCCAGAUGAAAGACUCCCAAAAUGAAUUUCACUCCCAAACCGUUCGAAUGAGGGGUGCCGAGGCACCAGAGGGCUCUAAGAAAAAGAAAGGCCUCGGAAAGUCCGGACGUCGAGGCAGGCCCUCGGGUACCACUAAGUCUGCUGGCUACAGGACAAGUACGGGACGACCACCCGGGACCACCAGAGCAGCAGGUUUUAAAACCAGCCCGGGAAGGCCAUUGGGCACCACCAAAGCCGCAGGCUACAAGGUGAGCCCAGGUAGGCCUCCAGGCAGCAUCAAGACAAUGGCAAGGCUAAACAAACUGGACUAUAGCACUUGCAAUGGUGCACCAUUCCCUUACACCAUGAUGCAGAAUAGGGCCUUGUGCGAAGACACUGUGAAGGAGAAAGACACUAAUGAGUGAAGACAGGCUUUUCUAUUUAUUGCAAGGGAUGUGGGUGCAUGUCCAAAGUGACAGCGAAGAAAGAAAAAAGAUGGAUUUUGAUAGAUUAACUCACGUGUACGUGCCGUGUUAUUCAAUUGAUCCUUUUAUGCAUUGUUUUUUCAAAGACAAUUAGCAUCACCUUUCUCGCUAUGACAUAUGUUAUCCUAUUGUACAGAUGUGCAUGAUGGUAGAUUUGUGAAAUGAAUUUACAGUACUGAAACAGAUAUUAAUCUUUUUGGUCCUCAGAAUUUGCUCACGUGAGAUGUAGAAAAGACUAAAUGUGUGUUGUUAUACAUUUAAUGCUUUUGCUGUAAAGAUAUUGCUUGAAACACACAUGGCCUGUUUCACUCCAGAUUUUAGGACACAUCAUUUUUAUCCUGUUCAACUGAUGUGUAUGUGAAAGUGCUAUGUUUGUAAUGUCCUAUUAGUAUAUUUGUCUUUUUUUGUUGUUGUUGUUGUUGUUGUAUUUAUGAAUUGUCUGGUGCCCUUUGAGGAUAAUAUGGAUUUUUGAUUAAAAAGAAAAUCAAUUCUCAUAUUUCAGUGACAGCAUAACAAUGCCCUUUGAUAAAGCUCUUGAAGGCAUAACUGUAAGUUGACAUCAGCAAAUGUGUUCACUUCCACAAUAAUUAGUCAUGCCAAUCAGUGAUCAAAUCUAAAAUACCGUUUUGUUGCACUGUGCAAAAACAAAUCACAAUUUUGUGUAAUUUAAUACACCUGAUAUGCAAAAAGAAAAAAAAAAGAAUUAUCACUCCAAAAAUGAUAUUGUGUUGGAAAACUGAUCAAAUCAAUUUCCUCACAAAAAUGUAUUAUUUGCAUAAAAAAAUGUGUGCUAAAAUAUCA
Messenger RNA from Xyrauchen texanus (razorback sucker), 1753 nucleotides. Its product is annotated as UPF0461 protein C5orf24 homolog. The record is from RefSeq and is a predicted model, not a curated record. Lineage: Eukaryota; Metazoa; Chordata; Actinopteri; Cypriniformes; Catostomidae. The transcript has 3 exons. The coding region runs from base 290 to 892 and encodes 200 amino acids.